CAGGUCAAUGCAAACCUGGGGCGGGGGAGGCCCGGCGUCGCGGGGGAGGCCUCCCGCAUUGGAUUCCAGCGUGGCCAGUUCCUCGGUCUCCGAAGGAAUCACCCUUUUUUCGCUCGUAAAAGGCUUAUUUCGUUCUAGAGCACUGUCUCGUACUCAGUGUUUUUCAAAUUUUUGUUGUAUAAAAAUUUUAAAGGGACUUUGAAACAGUGCAGAUUCCCAGAUAUUCUAAACUGUGUUCAGGAGUUCAUGACCUUUACAAGUCAGCUGAUUGUGGAGCGCUCAGCAAAAGGCAGCAGAGCGUCUGUCAAAGAACAAGAGUAUCUGUGCCACGUCUAUGUCCGAAACGACAACCUAGCAGGUGUGGUCAUUGCCGACAGCGAAUAUCCUUCCCGGGUGGCCUUUACCUUGCUAGAGAAGGUACUAGAUGAGUUCUCCAAGCAAGUUGACAGGAUAGACUGGCCACAGGGAUCCCCUGCUACAGUCCACUAUGCAGCCCUGGAUGACCAUCUUAGUAAAUACCAGAACCCGCGAGAAGCUGACCCCAUGACCAAAGUGCAGGCUGAACUAGAUGAAACCAAAAUCAUUCUGCACAACACCAUGGAGUCUUUGUUAGAGCGAGGCGAGAAGCUAGAUGACUUGGUGUCCAAGUCAGAAGUGCUGGGAACGCAGUCUAAAGCCUUCUAUAAAACUGCCCGGAAACAAAACUCAUGCUGUGCAAUCAUGUGAUCCAGCCAACAGAGACCCCUGCGCUGGAAAUGGCACCAUCAUUCAUAAUGAGAACCAUAAAGCAUCUGGAAAAGAAGAAAUUGUCACAGAACAGGAUCCAGAGUUGGGGACACCUUUUCAUUUUUUAUUCUGGGAGUUUCCUAGGAGGAACUGAGGAGGGUAGUAGAAGGAAUUGGGGGGGAGGGGGGAUGUUCAAAUUCAUAUGUCAAGUUGUAAUUUCUGGAAAGAUAAUUUGAGGCCCCCAAAGGUAUAGUUUUGGGCCAAAUGAGACCAUAAACUCUCAAUGACUCCUGCAGAUGCUGAAGGACAGGGUUUUCACACCCCCUCUUGCCCCCAGAAAGAGUUUGAUGGGCCCCUAACUUCAACAGAGCACCACAGGAAGGUCAGAACCAGUUCUUUCUUGACCCUUUUGUAUAUUAAUUAUAUUAAUGUUAGAAGAAAGUCACUCCAGCAAGCAGGAAGGUGUUUGCUCAUCGUAGUGGGGCCGCAGGGCUGGGCUGGGGCCAAGCUUAAAGAUCACAUUCUCCUGAGACAGCCUCUCCAGGCCACAGUGGCCAGUCCAGGGCAGCGGGCCAGUGGCAGGGCAUGUUCUAUCAAGGCACGCGGCUGUGGGAUGGUCAGUAGCCAGGCAACUGGUACAGGUGCCUAAGGAGGCAGCUGCUGAGCACCACAGGUUGCUGGUAACAGCUGUUCUGUUCCCGUUUUUGUGAAGAUUGGCUUCCUUUGGAGGGCAGGGCCACCCUAAUCAACGUUUUCAUCCAGUACCACAGAGGUGACUUGGAUGAGCAGAGAUAUUUGUAGGAGCAUGUAGGUAGUCGCCAUUCCAGCCAGCAGGUUGGGAGUUAGGCCCGGGAAAAUGGGAUGUUUUUCAUUGGUCAGCUGGAAAUCAUCUUCAGGCCGAAUCCAGCCCAGAGUUCUUGGAGCUGCUGGGGGGCGGCAGGCAUCUGCUCUGAGUUGUGAUAUGAUUUUACCUUGAACAUCCGGAUCAAAGCAGUGUGUCCUGCAGUCUCUCAACCAGUUUUCAUAUGCCUCUCUGGCUGCCUGGCUGUCUCAGCAGGCCCAGGCAUCUUCCCGUGUGGGAGGUGUCUCCAGCUUUCCUCUGCCCCGCACCUAGCUCAGAAGAAAGACCGUCUGGCUCAGGAGUCCUGGCCAGAGGCAGCUGUUGGGGGUAGAGGUCGAGGAGCGCUCUGGUUCCAGGGGCUCAGGAGCCCGUCUUGUCCUACAGGAGGCCUGCCCAAUGCUGGAGACAGGCUAGUGAGAGAAGCCUGUCAACGGGGUGCGUACAUCCUGUGCAGGCUGCGGUGCCGUGUCCCAGACUGCCCAUUUCACGCUCUGCUGUGCUUACGAGGACACAAGCUCAAAUUGCACCUUUGGGAUCCUGUCCUCACAAAGUCCCUGCUGGGUUGGUGCCGUCUCACCAAAUUUUGGACCAGCAUGGUGUCACCCUUGUGAACCCCUCGCUUGAGCUUGUCUCCCUUACCAUGCUGGCUCUUGAUCACCCAAGAGGUCCCACUCUGUCACAAGUGCCAGGCAGCCGGCCUUCACUGCUUGGGCUGGGGUGGGACCUGGACUGUGCCUGACCCUAGCUCCUGACAGCUUAUGUGCCAUCUGCCCUCGGAGCACUGUACUGGCUAAAGGCCUUCUACCGGCUUGUCUGGUUUCCUACUGCCAUGAGGCCCCUCAGCCCAGGGCUGGGCACCUCCACCUCUUUAUAGCCCUGGAAGGUGGCAUACCCAGCCCUGCCCACUGGAGUCCUGGUGCCUGAAUGUGGGUGCUGACCUUGCCUUUGGGUCUUGGUGGGUUUUGUGACAUUUCAGUCCUUACCCUGCUCUGCCUCCGCAGGGAGAAAGGAACAGUUCCCUCUCCCACACGGGGGAAACACAAGGGGGGGCGGGAUGUGAAUCUGUGGGCCAAAGGGAUGAGAUCCGUUACCAGAUCUGCUGCCAGCCCUGGGCCAGGUAGAGGGUCCUGUCUGGCAGUGAGGGUGGGGGCUGCUUCUGGAGGGGUUGGCUGUGUGAUGGGCUCUGUAGUGCAUCUGGUCUCUUGUAUGCUAAUCAUUUGACCGAGUGUGUAGCUGCUGCCUAACUUUGUUCGGUUUUGGGGGGUUCUUGUCUGGAUAAAAAUGUCUGUUGAAAUUCUAA
Loxodonta africana (African savanna elephant) is the source of this 2867-nucleotide messenger RNA. RefSeq names its product YKT6 v-SNARE homolog (gene YKT6). The record is from RefSeq and is a predicted model, not a curated record. The coding region runs from base 247 to 726 and encodes 159 amino acids. The transcript has 7 exons. Gene Ontology annotation, cellular component: Golgi apparatus. Gene Ontology annotation, biological process: endoplasmic reticulum to Golgi vesicle-mediated transport. NCBI's taxonomy places the organism in Eukaryota, Metazoa, Chordata, Mammalia, Proboscidea, Elephantidae. Gene Ontology annotation, molecular function: SNAP receptor activity.